CCACUGCGUGUCUCCCUUUGUCUAUGGCACUAACUUGAACCAUACUGGUGCAACUUUUCCCUUAUCGAUGGGCUCAUUUUGGGAAUGAACGCAUGCAGUCAGGGGGACGUCUUUAAAGCUUUGAGGAUUUUUGACCUGGGGAGUAAGAUGUAUCUUGUUUCAGUUGUGCUAUUUCUGAGUUUGGGGACUUUGGUGCAAGGCUCUUCCGGUGGAGGAUGGUGCUAUACAGGCUGUGAGCAAAGCCCACAGCACUGGUCCGACAUCCCCGGCUCUUUCUGUGGAGGCAAGAGCCAGUCUCCCAUCGAUAUCGUCACCAGCGAGGUGGUGGCUCACGCUGACCUGCACAACUUCACCUUUGUCAACUUCUCCUACCAGCACGCCAUCGAGCACCUGGAGAACAACGGACACACAGUGAAGUUAACCCUGGAAGACGGCGCGGUGGAAGUGAGUGGAGGCGGCCUCAACGGGUCGUACUCCGCACUGCAGUUUCACUUCCACUGGGGCGACACGGAGUUUCAUCCAGGCUCCGAGCAUACGGUGGAUGGGCACAGAUAUCCGAUGGAGAUGCACAUAGUCACCAUAAAGAAGGGCCUCACAGUGGAACAGGCCAAAGUGCAUCCCGAGGGAAUCGCUGCUCUGGGGUUUUUCAUAAAUGCAACAGAACACGGAAAUAAGUCUGAGCCUUGGCGCAUGCUGACAUCCUAUGUGACAAAAAACGAUACUGAGGUGAAAUUGAACCAUACUUUCUCCAUUGACGACCUGAUCGGAGAAGUCGAUCGCACGAAGUUCUAUCGGUACCACGGCUCGCUGACCACCCCCAACUGCAGUGAAGUGGUGGUCUGGACUGUUUUCUACGAGCCAAUUGAAAUCCACAAAGACCUGAUCCGCAUGUUCCCCGUGAAGGCCGGGUUCACCAACAUCCAUCGGCCCACUCAAGCCCUGAACGGACGCCACGUGUACGCGUCUCCGGCGACUCCUCUGCCUCCUCUGCCUCCCAGUCCCUCGUGGUGCUACGAUUCACACUGUUACUACGAGCCGUCUAAGUGGCACCUUCUGCCUGGCUCCAGCUGUGGGGGCCAACGCCAGUCCCCCGUGAACAUUGAGACGGAGAAGGCGGUGGAGAAGAGCAGCCUCGGCGAAUUUGAAUUCACCAAUUUUGAUAACAAGCAUGCGAUCAAGUACAUCACAAACACUGGCCACGCAGUGAAGUGCGUAAUGGCGGACGACUCUGUGGAGGUGUCAGGAGGGGGUUUGGGACACGACUACACCACCCUCCAGUUCCACUUCCACUGGGGAUCACAUGACACCAAAGGCUCAGAGCACACCAUGGACUCAAAGAGAUACCCGAUGGAGAUGCACAUAGUAAAUAAGAGGAAGGAUUUAACCCUGGAGGAGGCGAUAGCCACUCCGAAUGGCUUGGCAGUGUUGGGGUUCCUUAUUGAGUCGAAGGAUUCCUCCAAGAGCGGCGGUGGAAGUUCAGGACAUGAAGACACUACAUCAAGUUCAUCGUCCGAUAUGGAGGCCUGGAAGAAGCUCACCAGCUACCUCUCAGCUAUUCAAAACAUCAGCUCACAAGCUGAAGUUACUGCGGAGAUCUCUAUAGACGACCUGCUGGGCAGCGUGAACCGAGACGAGUACUACCGCUACAACGGCUCCUUGACCACCCCCUCCUGCAACGAAGCCGUGGUCUGGACGGUCUUCACGAACGCUGUGAAGGUGGACCAAGACCUGAUGAUGAAGUUCCCGACUUACGCAGGUUACCACGACGUGUUCCGGCCAAUCCAGCCCCUUCACGGCAGAAUAAUCUACAGAUCAGCGUCCGGCGCCGCCGCGCGCACUGGACACGCCGUCCUGCUCCUGCUGCUGGCUUCUCUCUCCACCCUUUUCAUGUAAUGAAGAAGAAUUAACUUUAAAAACUAUGCACAAAAGGUGUGUUAAUAUCUAGUGCUGUUUUGAUUUCACGAGAACUUAUAUUUUAGGUGUAGUGGUGCAAAAAAGAAGCAAAGUGUCUUUUUCAGUGUAAAAAAUCUAUAUAUAUUCCAAUUAGAUGCAUCCCAGGUGAUUUUGCUGAAUGAAGAAAAUGAAGAAAUGACUUCAGCUUCUGAUCAGGAUGAGCAGCCAUUUUGCGUCGAUCGCUUCUUUUGCACUAUUAUAACCCCUGGCUAUUGAAAGAGAAGAUUGUAUCGAUGUUUGGAGAGCGAGAUUUGGAUGGCACCAGAGGUCACGUCUGUGUUCGCCGCCUGAACCUGGAAGACAAAUAAGGAACAAGCUGUAAAAUAGAAAUUACAGGAUUAGUUUUAUCUUCAUUCCAGCUCCAGCUGAGUCAUGGAUAGGGGAACUAACGAGGAAGCUCUUCUAGUGUGCUCUAUGUAUGUUUUAUUGGAAGUUUUUCGUUGUCUUGGUGUUGAAUGCACUUUAAUCUGCCUACUAUGUCAUCUGGAUAUGAUCAAACACACUUUUAAAGUGAGUAUAAAUAUAUACCUCAUGGGUCUUCUUGACCUUUUUAUUUCUUCUUUUUAAGAUUUUUUAUUAUAUAUAUAUAUAUAUAUAUAUAUAUAUAU
Salarias fasciatus (jewelled blenny) is the source of this 2561-nucleotide messenger RNA. RefSeq names its product carbonic anhydrase-like. NCBI's taxonomy places the organism in Eukaryota, Metazoa, Chordata, Actinopteri, Blenniiformes, Blenniidae. The record is from RefSeq and is a predicted model, not a curated record. Gene Ontology annotation, molecular function: zinc ion binding; carbonate dehydratase activity. Gene Ontology annotation, cellular component: plasma membrane. Bases 85 to 1893 code for a protein of 602 amino acids. The transcript is spliced from 17 exons.